UCGUCUGAGGAGAGUCGGUUCUUCUGUAGCUCCUCAAAGAAGUGCAGCCAUGGGGGUCAACCUCUGCGUUCUGAUUCCCAUUGCCCUGGUGGUCCUCCAUGGGACAUCUGUCUCUGGUGCACCAAGGUGCCCGCCUCUGACUCUAGCGGACACAACAUCAUCCUGCACCAAAGCACCCAACAGUAACGGCUACCCCAAAGGCACGAUCUGCACUUUCGCGUGUAGGUCAGGGUGCGUCAGGGACUCAGGGGCAAGAGAGAGGGAGUGUAAAAUCCGGCCUAUCCGCUGGGCUGGUGGACGCGGCCUGGAGUGCUUGUGUAACCCAUGCAGUACAACUCCCAGCCACCCCGAGGGUUACCCCAGAGAUUGCGGUGGCAGCAGCGCCCCCUAUCCUGCCGGCCAUACCUGCACCUUCGCCUGCCCGGAGAAUUACUACCAGAUCGGAGGCGAUGAGGACAUACUGUGUAAUAAUGGAGAAUGGAAAGGAACCGAUCUAGUGUGUGAAUUUGACGACUGCCAUUCCGACCCAUGUGAAAACGGUGGCACCUGUACUGACGGCAUAGAUACCUACACCUGUGAAUGCACACCUGGAUGGACCGGAGACAACUGUACAGUAGAUGUCGACGAAUGCAUAACCAACAAUGGUGGAUGUGAGCAUACCUGCACGAACAAUGUGGGCAGUUUUGAAUGUUCUUGUGAUGACGGCUAUGUCUUGAAUGCAGACGGCUUGAACUGUGAUGAUAUCGACGAAUGUUUGACUGACAAUGCUGGAUGUGAGCAGAUUUGUAUCAACAAUAAUGGCAGUUUUCAGUGCUCGUGUUGGACGGGCUAUAGCUUACAUGCCAACGGCUGGGCCUGUGCCGAUGUUGACGAGUGUACCCCCUACAACGGUGGAUGUGAGCAGAUCUGUAUCGACUUGGAUGGAGCCUGGGAAUGCGACUGUUAUGUUGGCUACGUCUUAAAUGCAAACGAGACGAACUGUGAUGAUGUCAACGAGUGCGAGAGUGACAAUGGUGGAUGUGAGCAUAACUGUACGAACACUGUCGGCAGUUUUGUAUGUUCCUGCGAUGUUGGCUAUGCCUUGAGUGGUGACGGCUUGACCUGCGAUGAUGUGGACGAAUGUGUAACAGACAAUGGUGGAUGUGAUCAAAACUGUACAAACAAUGUCGGCAGUUUUGAAUGUUCUUGUGAUGACGGCUAUACCUUGAAUGUCAACGGCUUGAACUGUGAUGAUAUCGACGAAUGUGACACUGACAAUGGUGGAUGUGCGCAUACCUGUGCGAACACUGACGGCAGUUUUGAAUGUUCUUGUAACGUCGGCUAUGCCUUGAAUGGUGACGGCUUGGCCUGUGAUGAUGUCGACGAAUGUGAAACCGGUAAUGGCGGCUGUGCUGACAGCUGUGACAACACGGUGGGCAGUUUCACGUGCAGUUGUGGCGACGUCGGUUAUCAACUAAAUGUCGACGGACUUGCAUGUGACGAUGUCAACGAAUGUGACACUGACAAUGGUGGAUGUGAUCAGACCUGUGAGAACACUGACGGCAGUUUUGUAUGUUCUUGCGGUGACGGUUACACCUUGAAUGGCGACGGCUUGAACUGUGAUGACAUCAACGAAUGUGACACCGACAAUGGAGGAUGCGCGCAAACGUGUACAAACAAUGUCGGCAGUUUUGAAUGUUCUUGUGAUGUCGGCUAUACUUUGAACCUCGACGGACUUGACUGUGAUGAUGUGGACGAAUGUUUAACAAACAACGGUGGAUGUGAUCAGAACUGUGCGAACACUGACGGCAGUUUUGUAUGUUCUUGUGGUGAAGGCUACACCUUGAAUGUCGACGGCUUGAACUGUGAUGAUGUCAACGAAUGUAACACUGACAAUGGUGGAUGUAAUCAGACCUGUACAAACAAUGACGGCAGUUUUGAAUGUUCUUGUGAUGUCGGCUAUACCUUGAAUGUUGACGGCUUGGCCUGUGAUGAUAUCGACGAAUGUGCAACAGAAAACGGUGGAUGCAAUCAGACCUGUGCGAACACUGACGGCAGUUUUGAAUGUUCUUGUAACGCCGGCUAUACCUUGAAUGUUGACGGCUUGGCAUGUGAUGGUGAUUCAUUUCCAGAUAUCGACGAAUGUGACGCCGGCAAUGGCGGAUGUGCGCAAACGUGUACAAACACUGUCGGCAAUUUUGAAUGUUCUUGUAACGCCGGCUAUGCCUUGAAUGUUGACGGCUUGGCAUGUGAUGGUGAGUCCGAUUUACUUCUUUCACGUCUUAUUAUCAAUGUCUUAAACGUCGAUGGCAUGUCCUGUGAUGACAUCAACGAGUGUAACGACGACAAUGGUGGAUGUGAUCAGAACUGUGCGAACAAUGUCGGCAGUUUUGAAUGUUCUUGCGAUGUCGGCUAUACCUUGAACCUCGACGGACUUGCCUGUGAUGAUGUGGACGAAUGUUUAACAGACAAUGGUGGAUGUGAUCAGAACUGUACAAACACUGACGGCAGUUUUGAAUGUUCUUGUGGUGACGGCUACACCUUGAAUGUUGACGGCUUGAACUGUGAUGAUAUCAAUGAAUGUGACACCGACAAUGGUGGAUGUGAUCAGAACUGUACGAACACUGUCGGCAGUUUUGUAUGUUCUUGCGAUGACGGCUAUGCCUUGAAUGUCGACGGCUUGAACUGUGAUGAUAUCGACGAAUGUGCAACUGACAACGGUGGAUGUAAUCAGACCUGUACAAACAAUGUCGGCAGUUUUGUAUGUUCCUGUAUUAACGGCUAUACCUUGAAUGUUGACGGCUUGGCCUGUGAUGAUAUCGACGAAUGUGACACCGACAAUGGCGGAUGUGCGCAAACGUGUACAAACACUGAUGGCAGUUUUGAAUGCUCUUGUAACACCGGCUAUACCUUGAAUGUUGACGGCUUGGCAUGUGACGGUGAGUCCGAUUUACUUCUUUCACAUAUUAUUAUCAAUGUCUUAAACGUCGAUGGCAUGUCCUGUGAUGAUAUUAACGAGUGCGGCAGUGACAAUGGUGGAUGUGCGCAUAACUGUACGAACACUGACGGCAGUUUUGAAUGUUCCUGUGAUGAAGGCUAUACCUUGAAUGGCGACGGCUUGGCCUGUGAUGAUGUCAACGAGUGCGAGAGUGACAAUGGUGGCUGUGCGCAUAACUGUACGAACACUGUCGGCAGUUUUGUAUGUUCCUGCGAUGACGGCUAUACCUUGAAUGACGACGGCUUGGCAUGUGAUGAUGUCAAUGAAUGUGACACCAACAACGGUGGAUGUGAUCAGACCUGUACGAACACUGAGGGAAGCUUUGAAUGUUCGUGCACGAUGGUUGGUUACGUCUUGAAUGCUGACGGCUUCCUCUGCGAUCUUGAUGGACAAUGGUCAGCCUGGGGUGAGUGGUCAGCAUGUAGCGAGUCAUGUGGCGAUGGGACACAGAUGAGGAGCCGCAGCUGUGACGACCCUGAGCCGGUCAAUGCCGGUGCCUACUGCGUAGGACAUGGCAACGAGACCCAGUCCUGCAACGAAGGGGCCUGUGCAGUUGACGGACAGUGGUCUGCGUGGUUGUCCUGGUCGAGCUGCAGUACCACGUGCGGAGAUGGUACACAGAUCCGCACACGCUACUGUGACAACCCGUGGCCUGCAAACGGAGGGGAGAACUGCCUGGGGGAAGAUGCGGAGGAGUCUCAAUCAUGCAACAACGGAGAUUGUCCAGUUAAUGGGGAAUGGAGUGGCUGGAGCGGGUGGUCAGACUGCAGCACUACCUGUGGGAACGGUGUUCAGGAGCGCAUGCGCACCUGUGAUACCCCAGCCCCGGCCAAUGGCGGUCUCGACUGUGUUGGUCUCUCAACUGAACAACAGCAAUGUGACAGCGACCACACAGUACAGUUCCACUGCAGCUGGGGUGGGGGAGGGGACGUCAGAACCAACUCCAGAGAUAGGAGGCACAAGUUCCUGACGGACUAG
Messenger RNA from Branchiostoma belcheri (Belcher's lancelet), 3955 nucleotides. RefSeq names its product fibrillin-1-like. The coding region runs from base 50 to 3955 and encodes 1301 amino acids. The record is from RefSeq and is a predicted model, not a curated record. Lineage: Eukaryota; Metazoa; Chordata; Leptocardii; Amphioxiformes; Branchiostomatidae. The transcript is spliced from 30 exons. Gene Ontology annotation, molecular function: calcium ion binding.